ACUUCUGUCACGUGCCUGUCAAACCUCGUUCCCUCGCGCAGCCGUCGUCAACACAACUGAAGGAAGUAACAAGAAGCUAACCUGGUUAACGAAAACUAACGGCUACCGCUAAUACAGCGUUUACUACUUGUUUUAACUGAAGUAAAGGUUACGUUUGUCUUUAUCGACACAUUAACUGACUGCCUUUGUUCGGGUUUCAGUUGGCAUGGAGUGAGAGGGGACAAUGUUUAGUAGCUUGCUAACUUCUAAGCUAGCAGGCUAACGAUCAGCUGUUGUUUUGGUCGGAGAGCUAGCUGGCUAACUAGCCAAACUGCAUAGCAUUACAGAAGUCCCAAACCAGAUUUCCUCAUUUCCUGUCGAAACUAUUGAACUGCUCGGUCUUUUAAUGGCGACACGUAAAGGCGUACCACCCUGACAGACUAACCAGCGGUCAGUCAGUGAGCUGUUGUCCCGGCAGGCAUCAACUUCGUGCGGGAUCGAUCCAUCAGAGCGGUCUGUAAUUUAAUAUAUUGCUUCAAAAUGCAUGACGCAUAUGAACCAGUGCCUAUUCUGGAGAAGCUUCCUCUUCAGAUAGACUGUCUCGCAGCCUGGGAGGACUGGCUGCUUGUGGGAACAAAACCAGGGCAUCUUCUUCUCUACCGAAUAAAGAAGGAUGCAGGCACCAACCGGUUCGAGGUGACACUGGAAAAAUCCAAUAAGAACUUCUCAAAGAAGAUUCAGCAGCUUUACGUUGUCUCGCAGUACAAGAUUCUUGUGAGUCUUCUCGAGAACAACAUCCACGUCCAUGACCUCCUGACCUUCCAGCAGAUCACUGUUGUGUCCAAAGCCAAAGGAGCGACGCUCUUCGCCUGUGACCUGCAGAAAACCAGCUCAGGAGAGGAAAGGUUGAGACUGUGCGUCGCAGUGAAAAAGAAGCUCCAGCUGUAUUACUGGAAGGACAGAGACUUCUACGAGCUGCAGGGGGACUUUGGUGCUCCAGAUAUUCCAAAGUCUAUGGCUUGGUGUGAAAACUCCAUAUGUGUUGGUUUCAAGCGAGACUAUUACCUCAUUCGGAUGGACGGCCGUGGCUCCAUCAAGGAGCUCUUCCCCACUGGGAAACAGUUGGAGCCUCUGGUUGCCCCACUGGCUGAUGGGAAGGUGGCCCUCGGCCAGGACGACCUCACUGUAGUGCUGAAUGAAGAGGGCGUUUGCACCCAGAAGUGUGCGCUGAACUGGACAGACAUCCCUAUAGCAAUGGAGCACCAGCCUCCGUACAUCAUCGCUGUUCUGCCUCGGUACGUGGAGAUCCGGACGUUUGAGCCGAGGCUGCUGGUGCAGAGUGUGGAGCUGCAGAGACCUCGCUUCAUCACGUCAGCAGGGCAAAAUAUUGUGUAUGUUGCCAGCAACCACUUUGUGUGGCGCCUGGUGCCCGUGGCGAUAGCCAGCCAGAUCCGGCAGCUUCUCCAGGACAAGCAGUUUGAGCUGGCUCUUCAGCUGGCGAUGAAGGACGAUUCUGACGGUGAUAAGAAGCAGCAGAUCCAUCACAUCCAGAACCUCUACGCCUUCAAUCUGUUCUGCCAGAAGAGAUUUGAUGACUCCAUGCAGGUGUUUGCCAAACUGGGCACAGAUCCCACCCAUGUGAUCGGGCUGUACCCAGACCUGCUCCCCGCAGACUACCGCAAACAGCUGCACUAUCCCAACCCUCUGCCCACUCUGUCCGGGGCCGAGCUGGAGAAGGCUCACCUGGCUCUCAUCGAUUACCUCACCCAGAAACGCAGCCACCUUGUGAAGCAGCUGAACGACUCCGACCCUUCUAUAACGUCUCCGCUCAUGGAGGGCACGCCCACCAUUAAGAGCCGCAAGAAGCUCCUGCAGAUCAUCGAUACCACCCUGCUGAAGUGUUACCUGCACACCAACGUGGCCCUGGUGUCCCCCCUCCUGCGCCUGGAGAACAACCACUGCCACAUCGAGGAGAGCGAGUACGUCCUGAAGAAGGCGCACAAGUACAGCGAGCUCAUUAUUCUCUAUGAGAAGAAGGGCCUGCACCAGAAAGCUCUGCAGGUGCUGCUGGAUCAAUCCACCAAGGCCAACUCUCCGCUGAAGGGCCACGAGCGGACCGUGCAGUACCUCCAAAGACUGGGAGUGGAGAACUUGGGAAUAAUCGUGGAGUUUUCUCCCUGGGUGUUGAAGAUCUGUCCUGAGGACGGCCUGAAGAUCUUCACCGAGGACCUGACGGAGGUGGAGACUUUACCCAGAGACAAGGUGCUGAACUUCCUGAAGGAGGGCUUCAAGGAGCUCGCCAUCCCAUAUUUGGAGCACAUCAUUUACGUGUGGGACGAUAAAGGCCCGGAGUUUCACAAUGUGCUGAUCCAGCUCUACCUGGAGAGGGUUUCAAGGCCUCAUGAAGCAGUACCUCAACUCCCUGCCAGAAGAUCCCACCCAUGUGAUCGGGCUGUACCCAGACCUGCUCCCGCAGACUACCGCAAACAGCUGCAAUAUCCCAACCCUCUGCCACUCUGUCGGGGCCGAGCUGAGAAGGCUCACCUGGCUCUCAUCGAUUACCUCACCCAGGGUAAACGCAGCCACCUUGUGAAGCAGCUGAACGACUCCGACCCUUCUAUAACGUCUCGCCUCAUGGAGGGCACGCCCACCAUUAAGAGCCGCAAGAAGCUCCUGCAGAUCAUCGAUACACACCCUGCUGAAACCAACGUGGCCCUGGUGUCCCCCCCCCUCCUGCGCCUGGAGAACAACCACUGCCACAUCGAGGAGAGCGAGUACGUCCUGAAGAAGGCGCAAAAGUACAGCGAGCUCAUUAUUCUCAUGAGAAGAAGGGCCUGCACCAGAAAGGCUGCUGGUGCAGAGUGUGGAGCUGCAGAGACCUCGCUCAUCACGUCAGCAGGGCAAAAUAUUGUGUAUGUUGCCAGCAACCACUUUGUGUGGCGCCUGGUGCCCGUGGCGAUAGCCAGCCAGAUCCGGCAGCUUCUCCAGGACAAGCAGUUUGAGCUGGCUCUUCAGCUGGCGAUGAAGGACGAUUCUGACGGUGAUAAGAAGCAGCAGAUCCAUCACAUCCAGAACCUCUACGCCUUCAAUCUGUUCUGCCAGAAGAGAUUUGAUGACUCCAUGCAGGUGUUUGCCAAACUGGGCACAGAUCCCACCCAUGUGAUCGGGCUGUACCCAGACCUGCUCCCCGCAGACUACCGCAAACAGCUGCACUAUCCCAACCCUCUGCCCACUCUGUCCGGGGCCGAGCUGGAGAAGGCUCACCUGGCUCUCAUCGAUUACCUCACCCAGAAACGCAGCCACCUUGUGAAGCAGCUGAACGACUCCGACCCUUCUAUAACGUCUCCGCUCAUGGAGGGCACGCCCACCAUUAAGAGCCGCAAGAAGCUCCUGCAGAUCAUCGAUACCACCCUGCUGAAGUGUUACCUGCACACCAACGUGGCCCUGGUGUCCCCCCUCCUGCGCCUGGAGAACAACCACUGCCACAUCGAGGAGAGCGAGUACGUCCUGAAGAAGGCGCACAAGUACAGCGAGCUCAUUAUUCUCUAUGAGAAGAAGGGCCUGCACCAGAAAGCUCUGCAGGUGCUGCUGGAUCAAUCCACCAAGGCCAACUCUCCGCUGAAGGGCCACGAGCGGACCGUGCAGUACCUCCAAAGACUGGGAGUGGAGAACUUGGGAAUAAUCGUGGAGUUUUCUCCCUGGGUGUUGAAGAUCUGUCCUGAGGACGGCCUGAAGAUCUUCACCGAGGACCUGACGGAGGUGGAGACUUUACCCAGAGACAAGGUGCUGAACUUCCUGAAGGAGGGCUUCAAGGAGCUCGCCAUCCCAUAUUUGGAGCACAUCAUUUACGUGUGGGACGAUAAAGGCCCGGAGUUUCACAAUGUGCUGAUCCAGCUCUACCUGGAGAGGGUUCAAGGCCUCAUGAAGCAGUACCUCAACUCCCUGCCAGAAGGAGUUCCAGCUGUUGCAGCGGGGAAGGAGGAAGGAGAUCUGGGAGAGUUCAGGAACAAACUUCUGUCUUUCCUGGAUAUUUCUACCAGCUACGAACCGUCGAGGCUCAUCAGUGACUUUCCCUUCGAUGGCCUGCUGGAGGAACGGGCGCUGCUUCUGGGUCGGAUGGGUAAACACGAGCAGGCGCUCUUUAUCUAUGUGCACAUCCUGAAAGACACCCGCAUGGCUGAAGAAUACUGUCACAGCCACUACAACAGUUCAGAAGGGAAUAAAGAUGUUUAUCUGUCUUUGCUGCGGAUGUACCUGUCGCCCCCCGACGUGCACUGCCUGGGGCCCGUCAAGAUGGAGCUGUCGGAGCCUCAGGCCAACCUGCAGGCCGCCCUGCACGUCCUGCAGCUGCACCACAGCGAACUCAACACCACCAAGGCCAUCAAUCUGCUCCCGGCAAACACUCAGAUCCGAGAGAUCCGGGUGUUCCUGGAGAGCGUCCUGGAAGAGAAGGCGCAGAGGAAACGCUGCAACCAGGUGCUGAAGAGUCUGCUGCAGGCCGAGUUCCUCCGGGUGCAGGAGGAGAGAAUCUUCCACCAGCAGGUUAAAUGUGUCAUCACAGAAGAAAAGACCUGCAGAGUCUGCAAGAAGAAAAUAGGAAACAGUGCGUUUGCCAGGUAUCCCAACGGCGUGGUGGUGCAUUACUUCUGCUGCAAAGACCGCACCGUGUGUCCCACUGAGCAGUAACUGCCCCCCCCCCCCCCGCGCUCUGUGGACUUCAACGCUCGGACAUUUUGAACUAGAAGCGCAUCGGGAGGUUGGAGGUGCUCGAGGUUAAUUUCCAGGCUGAAGAAGUGCAGACUUUCCUCUGACCUGAGUUCACCUCGGGCGCCGUCGUGCUGCACGCCGGGCAGAGCGAGGAAUCAAAGGCUGAGACUUUCUUUCUGUGUGUGCAUGAAGUAACAGGAGGAAUGUCCGGGUCGCUCUACAGGAGGGAGAAAUAAAGAGGGAGUCUGACAUUUGAAAAGCAUGUGUCACUGUAACGCUAGAAGAGGUUCACUUCCCCUCACGUCGCCUCGCAAGAAAAAUGGGCGCUUGUGUCAGACGCCAGAGGAAGUCAGUGCUCGCUCUCCAGAGGUUUUGGUUUCCUGCCUCUCACUGUCUCCCACUCCUCCCGUCGCACUGCUUGACAUGCCGUAUACGCUCCGCAGGAGAACAGUUCAAAUGCCUUUUUGUGACGAAGAUUGUACGUUUGUUUGUUAGCAUGUGUCGGUACUGACGAGCAGAAACAGCGUUCGUCUCUCCGUGAGCUUUUGUAUUUUAAUUUAAACACGUGAGGCUUCUAACAUUAUUCGUAAAGAUGUUCUCACAGAGUGAAUGAUUUCUAUCAUACAUGUCUUUUUUUUAAGUACUCGUGUGUUCUGUACAGGUGUGUUACGGCCAUUGUAGGUUAAAACAAUAAAAACAAUCCGGGUACGGGGGGGGUAAAGGCCCUGGAAAUAAUCCUAACGCUACCAGAGAAUAUAAAGAUAUUCUCCGGGAUUAAAGUGCUCAUUUACUGAAUAUUCUCUGAGAUUAUAAACUCUUUCAUGUCACCGCUCUCAUGCCUGUAGUGGACGACCGCUCAGAUUAUAUUCAGCAAUAAGGAAAUACUUCCGUAGCGAUGUGGUACCUUCUUUUCUCUGAAUAUUAACCCUCUCCGCCGGCUCCAUAAUUAAAUAAAUAAUAUAUAUAUUAUACCUGCGGUGGCCCUGAUACGCCGUCAAACCUUUUUGAAUUCAUUUUUUGUUUCCUGCACAUUAAAGUUUAGGAAGUAGAACUUUAAAGUGAGACUGUAACGUUUGAGCAUAACAAGUUGAAAUUAUGAUUUAUAAUCACAAUCCUUUGCUUUAAAGACGAAGCUGCAAUAAUUAUUUGAUUUAUUAUCUAAAUUAAUCUGCAACUAUUUUGAUAAUUAAUUAAUAAUUUCGGUCUUUUUUUUAUUUAAAGCAAAAAUGCCCAAAUUCACUGAUUCAUCUUCUUAAAUGUGAGAAUUUGUUUUCCUUGAAGACGUCACUGUGCGCUUGGAGAAAUUGCUUUUUAUUCCUACAAAUUGUAUUAAUAAUUAGAAUAAUCGCAGCACUGUUGCAUUAGCAGAGAGACGAGUCUCCGUCAUUAUUUCUUAUGAUUUCAACUUUUUAUUUUUUAGGAGGAAGUUACAGUCACUCUGAGAUUGAUCACAAAGUUACGUACAGCACUUUAAAAGUGGACGGAUGUUUUAUUUAUUGUCAAAUCACACGUGUGCGUGAGGAGAACUGGGAGUGACGUGACGGACGAUGAAGGAACGAUUGAUCCAAGAUGUCUGUUUACCGUCCGCCUGGCCGUCGCUCCCAAGUUCACUGAAGAACUAAAUACAAGCAAUGAAUGUAUGUUCUGUUGACAUGACAUUAAACGUGUCUUUUAACCACUAAGUCCAGAAACAUUUUAAGUUUGUAGCAUCGUCGUCAUCAAGUCUCUCGUGCUCUUUAAAGGUUUGCACACGUCCUCUGCUCAGACUGUUUCUCAAUGUAGUUUAGUUUCAGGGGGGCCAUUUGUCCCGCUGUGUUACAAAGACCUUAAUCACACGUUUCUCACUGAAGUUAUUUGAUUCUGUGCGUCUGUCUGUUUGGCUUUAAUCCGUAAUAAAGAAGCAUUUCCACUGGU
Molecule: messenger RNA, 6600 nt
Organism: Cottoperca gobio
Lineage: Eukaryota; Metazoa; Chordata; Actinopteri; Perciformes; Bovichtidae
Gene: vps39
Product: VPS39 subunit of HOPS complex
Exons: 36
Coding region: 520-4665 (1381 amino acids)
Biological process (GO): endosomal vesicle fusion; intracellular protein transport; vesicle-mediated transport
Cellular component (GO): membrane; cytoplasm
Source: RefSeq, a predicted model, not a curated record